UUGUACUAAUUAGCCGCGACCGCAGUGUGGCUUUUUUGCCAACACAGAACUUGCUAUAUAAAUAAACCACUUGCGGUUUUUCGAAGCAAACAAUCCUGCAACUUUCGACAAACUACAAACUUUCCUGUUUGCUAUCAAGUCAUUAAGUAUCACAUAUCAGCUGCAGCCAUGAAGUGCAUCUUGGUGACCCUUCUCUUGGUGGCAUGUGUCAGCGCCAACGUUAUUCGUGAACGCAGACAACUUUUGGGCGGUAACGCUAGCUGCACCGCGGCUCAACAAGCGCAGUGUGGGUCGGCACAGUGUCAGAAUAACGGCAACACCAACACUCAGGUGCUGAGCGGCGGUAACAGCGGUGGUGGUGGCCUGAUCAGCGGCGUGCCCGUCAACCUGCUGAACGGUGCUGGCGUCCAGCUGCCCAUCAACGCCAACGUCUGCCCGCCCGUAUCCGUAUGCAAUGCAUGCUUGGGUGCCAACGUUCUCGGUUAAUUGAUUACAGCAACCGAUAGUGUAUUAUUCUUUUUAUUCUGAUGUUUCUUACGACACAUUGGCUGUGGACGAAUAGUGCACCUGACGAAUCCGAAAUCUUGUUGACUUGUUAGUAUUUGCACAUACAAUAAAUUAAAUUACUCCGUUUCCUUCUGCCGGGAUGAGUUCAC
Messenger RNA from Paramacrobiotus metropolitanus, 656 nucleotides. RefSeq lists its product as uncharacterized. The record is from RefSeq and is a predicted model, not a curated record. The transcript is spliced from 2 exons. Bases 169 to 486 code for a protein of 105 amino acids. NCBI's taxonomy places the organism in Eukaryota, Metazoa, Tardigrada, Eutardigrada, Parachela, Macrobiotidae.